AUGACAGCGACGAUGGCGCCCCCCGAGUCCCCAGCGACAGCGACGGCCACCCCUCUAGCAGCCGCCAAGGCGGCGGCCGCGGCAGCGGCAACGAGCACAUCCACCACGGCGGCGGACACGCCGAGCGCCGCGCCCCCCGGCGCAGGCCAUCUACACCUCUCGCAUGCGCCGCGGGCGCACUUCAGCACCCAGCGCGCAGCGUACCCGCUCAAGCUGCUCACGCCGAACUCGCUCCCGUCCCAGCCGCAGAACGUGCGACUCGCCUACUCGCUCGCGUACGGCGGCGGCCUGGUCGCCGGCGACUUGGUGCAGCUGGACGUCAAGGUCGACGACGGCUGCGGCCUCGUGCUGCUCACGCAGGGCUCGACAAAGGUGUUCAAGCACCGCCCGGGCAUGCGGCCCAAGUCGCACCAGAUCUCGCGGAUCGUCAGCGCCGGCGACGGGCCAGCGCCGACGACCCGCCAGCGCCUGCACAUCGCGCUCGAGCCCGGCGCGUUCUUGCUCCUCAUGCCCGACUCGCUCAGCCCGUUCCGCGCCUCCUCGUACGCGCAGGCACAGCGCGUGACGCUCCCCGCUGAUGGGAGCGCGAGCGCCCUCGUGCUGGACUGGGUCAACUCGGGCCGCGGGGCGCGCGCGCCGGCCCCAAUGCACUCUGGCCCUCCUGGCGGCGUGCGCGACCUCCAGAAGAAGGCGGCAGCGGCGGCGGCCAACGGCGCGGCGGCGGAGGGCGCAGAGGCGCCGGCAGGUGUCCCUGACGACGAGGUCUGGGCCAUGGCGUACUACUCCAGCACGAACGAGAUCGUCGUCGGCGACGAGGUCAUCGCCCGGGAGCGCAUGGUGCUCGACAACAGGGCGCAUGACACGGGGGAUGUCGGCUCUGGGCUCAGCCCUGCAGCGGUCCGCCUCGCGCCGUACCACGUCUACGCGACGGUCCUGCUCGAGGGCCCCCACUUCGCCCAGCUCAGAGCACACAUGGACAAGGUCGUGGACGGCACGUCCCAGUUCCAGCUCCCCCGCCCCCCGGGUCUCCUGUGGUCGUACUCGUCUCUGUCGGACACUGGCGGCAUCAUCCGUGUCGCCGGCCUCGAGGUCGAGGACGUGCGUGACUGGCUCCGCGCCGCGCUCACUGCUGGCGGCGUGAACGAGCUCGUCGGCCAAGGACUGUGGCCCCGGUGCAUCUAG
Messenger RNA from Vanrija pseudolonga, 1182 nucleotides. RefSeq names its product Urease accessory protein D (gene URED). Bases 1 to 1182 code for a protein of 393 amino acids. Gene Ontology annotation, molecular function: nickel cation binding. Lineage: Eukaryota; Fungi; Basidiomycota; Tremellomycetes; Trichosporonales; Trichosporonaceae. The record is from RefSeq and is a predicted model, not a curated record. The transcript has a single exon.